Vespa velutina is the source of this 2829-nucleotide messenger RNA. RefSeq names its product maltase A2-like. The record is from RefSeq and is a predicted model, not a curated record. Lineage: Eukaryota; Metazoa; Arthropoda; Insecta; Hymenoptera; Vespidae. The coding region runs from base 406 to 2583 and encodes 725 amino acids. Gene Ontology annotation, biological process: carbohydrate metabolic process. The transcript has 8 exons.
AGAAACCGCGUUGCUAAAUAUAAUACGCCGAGGCACGCGGUUUUCAGGUUCGAACGGACGUCUCGUCGAAUUUUAGUCCCUGUGAAAUCGUAUAUUUCUCCUUCGGCGACUCGUAGGGAACUAGUGACUAGAAAAAGGGAGGAGGAGAACCUUUUGGAAAGAAAAUUUCGAGAAGAAACGAACGACUAAUCGACCUACUCGAGAGUCAAGGCUGAAGAAAAACCGGCAGGGAAUCGUCUCUUCAAGCCCCCCCCCCUCUCUCUCUCUCCCCCUCCCCCCCCCCCUCUCUCUCUCUCUCACCCACCCACGCACACACGUUCGUUCAAUUGCGAGGGGAUGAAAGUGCUACGAGUAUUUCAUUCUUGUCCUACAUACUAAAGAAGAAUCCUAAAGGAGAUAAUAGAGAUGAAUAUACCGAAGAGCGAUGGCCUUCUGUCGGUGGUUUUGCCUUCCGAAAUUCCAUCUUCGGCCAGUUCGCAACAGCUCUUUAUAAAUCAGGACCAACAGGACGAGGAAGCUUCGGACUGUCCACUCUUGACGCCAAGUCCACCUCCGGCCGUGCAGAUAAAUAAUUCUCUCGAAUCGGCGGCGCCUAUGUACAGGCCUCUCGAAGGAGCACCUUUGGAAAUGAUAGCAACGCCAACGCUCGAAAAUAUUAACGAGGAGGACGGGCUCAAUGCGUUCAUGAAUCUCGUAAACAGUUCGUCUAAACCUCUUCACGAUGAACCGAGUUCGCGCGAUCCGAUGGUGGAAUCGAGCACGAGCGGUAGCAGUAGUGACACGAACGAGCCGGUUUGCGCUCAAUUACUUACACAGCUGAAUACCGCUUAUCAACAUUUAGCACCAGACGCUCAAGCUCUAUUUUACAAUCAGGAGAACGGUGGGAAGCCACCGCUCGUUGGAAUACAACUGGUCGUGCCAAAAUCUCCGAAAGAUUAUCGAUUUAUGAAAUGGAACUGGCCACUGAUAAGAAAAACUUGUUUUUGGUCGUUGAUGUCGAUCCUGACUGGAUGUACUGCUCUUGUCAUAGGCGUCCUCGCGACGAUGCCUAAAAAAUGCGAUCCUUCGAUAGAGUGGUGGCAAGGAAACGUCUUCUACGAGAUCUUUCCAGCUUCCUUUCAAGAUUCCUCAAAAGGCGGCGACGGUAUCGGCGAUUUGCGUGGUAUCACGAUGCGAUUGGAUUACCUAAAGAGACUCGGCGUUCGUGGAAUUCGUCUAAACUCGAUAUUCCCGGCGCCGCACUAUCCGGAAUAUUAUUCGGACAUCAGCAAUAUGACGGAUAUAAACGUGAAUCUCGGUACGUUGAAGGACUUUGAAAAACUCCUAAAUGAGAUACAUCGUAGAAACAUGAGCCUUAUCCUCGAUCUACCGCUUUAUCCGUACGCGAAGACGCUUCAAGGUGAGGAAAUGGCCACGAACAGGACGAACAAAGAGAUCCGCGAAAGAAGAGACCUGAUCGAGAAUUCGAUGCUCGAGGAUAUGGUUACGGCGACGACGACGACGACGACGACGACGACACCGUCGAUUAAAAAUAUUGGAAAUACUUUGUCGGUGAUUAGCAGUACUCUAGGACCGUUCGAAGAACCAAGAGCUCUACCAGUCGUUUCAUCGGAUUCGAUCGUUAAUGAACGUUCGAUCGGUUCGGCCAUUAAAACGUGGAUCGAUAGAGGCGUCGAUGGAUUUUAUUUGAAGGGUCUCGAACGUUACGUUCACGAAAGCAGUUUUCCCGAUAUCAUAAAGCAUUGGAGGUCUCUGCUUGGGCCUCGAAAGAUACUCAUUUGUCACGUCGACGCGCUUAACGCUGCGAUGCACUUCGAGGCAUCCAAAAAGACGAUACUUACGAGAAUAGAUCUGAUCGACGUCACAUUACGCGUAUCCAAUGGUACCGAGGACAUAAAGGCUCAAGUGGAAACUAUAACGAAAGGUAUACUUUUCGAGAAAGCAUCUUACCCGUGGGUACAUUGGUCCGUUGGUGGCGUUGAUUCGAGAAGAAUUGCUUCCAGUAUCGACGUCAAGAACGCUUCUAUGGCUGUCUCUCUUUUGGCCUUGAUGCUUCCUGGAACACCCAGUAUAUUUUACGGGGACGAGAUAGGUAUAAUGGAUUGCGAGUGCGAGGAUCAUCAGGAUCUGGCACAUUUGCAUAAUCUCGCGCCGAUGUAUUGGGAGAAGAAGGACGGAUUGGAUGACAAGUUUGCGUCGGUCGGUGUCACUGCCUGGUUGCCCGAGGCUUCGAAACCAUUAGAAACCAGUCUGAUCGGGACGAUCGGCGAGAUUAUUAAACUGAGAUCUAACACCCCGACGAUUUACGUUAAAGCUAUUUCUAAGGAUAGCGAUGUCAUGGCCAACUGUGAUAUUAGGUACACGAAGGAUGAGAUAAUCGUGAUAGAGCGUUGGUAUCCACGGAGAAAUUCGUACGUAUUUGUCGCUAAUCUCGGCAAUGCGUCCAAACAGAAGGAUUUGUCGUCUCUUUAUUACGGUGGUCACGUUGUCGUCGGGCCAGCCAAUAGAUUGAAUCAAGACGUUUUCUUCAAGGAACUGAACGUUCCACCUGGCGAGGCUUUCGUCAUCAAAUUGGACAAGUGAAAGGAAGCUUUUAAGCGAGCUUGAAAGUUGAAGAAGAAACAUUUAUGAAAUCAAUCAAUCAACAUUCAUGUCUGAGUCAUAUUUUUUGUUUUUUUUUUCGGUGACACGUCUAGUGCCAAUCGUGAUGUAUUAUCCUACGGAAGGAGUUUCAUACUCCUUGUGGUGCAAGGUGCGCGCCGUAAAUAGUUCAAGUUCCUCUUUAUGAUUGUAGAUAAAAGAGAUUCGCGUUUUCUUACAACUCGACAA